This is a messenger RNA of Vollenhovia emeryi, 1065 nucleotides long. Its product is annotated as THAP domain-containing protein 2-like. Lineage: Eukaryota; Metazoa; Arthropoda; Insecta; Hymenoptera; Formicidae. The record is from RefSeq and is a predicted model, not a curated record. The coding region runs from base 2 to 1051 and encodes 349 amino acids. The transcript is spliced from 3 exons.
CAUGACAAUAAUUUUCUGUAUUACAGAUAAAAUGCCGUACUGCUGCAUAACAAAGUGUGGCAACUCAUGGAAACGAGGCAACACAAUGCAUCAUCUUCCUACAAAUUAUGAAAGAAGAGAGCAGUGGAUUAAAAAUAUAGGAAGACUUGAUUUAGAUCCUGCAAAGGAAUAUUAUGUAUGUAAUAUUCAUUUUGAGGCUAAUAUGUGGGAAAAACCACGAGUAGACGGCAAACAAAAAUUGAAAAGUACUGCCAUUCCCACAAUUUUCCCAAAAAAGCAAGAAGACGUAGUAUCAAAUAAUAAUAGACAAUGUUCUGCCGCUAUAAAUACUGAAGACCGUCCUCAACUAGAAGAAAGUGAACAUAAAGAUAUUUUUACUGAAUUAAUGGAGACUAUCGAGGAAAAUACUGAAUUAGUGAACAAUACUGACAAGUUAGUGGACAAUAUUGAGUUAGAGGAAAAGUGUAUAAAUAAAGAAAACAAUUUGAAAACAGCCCAAACAUUGGACACUAAAGAACUACAAUUGAAACUGGAGCACGCGAAUGUUGUAAUUGAAAAACAGGAAAAAUCAAAACGGAUGUUAUUAAAACGUAUUAAAAGAUUAGUAUAUGAAAAGAAGAAAUUAAUAACAGAAAAUCACAACUUGAAAGCAAGCAAAUCUGUGAAUCAAUUACUAAAUAAGGAUCAAAUAAUAGCUCUCCAUAAAAAAUCUGUACGAGGUUACAAAUGGUCUGCUAAUACCGUGAGAAAAGCCCUCCGAUUGAAAUUGUUAUGCGGUGCUAGCGGCUAUCAAGAAAUAUUAGACCAGGGUAUUCCAUUACCUGCAGCACGUACGCUAAGACAAAGAUGUGAGGAUCUUGAGUUUCAUCCCGGCAUCUGCGAGGAAGUAUUUGAGACAUUACAACAACGAGUAUCUCAAUUUACGGAUGAUCGUGAAAAAGAUUGCAUGCUAGCCCUCGAUGAAAUGAGCAUUAUGGCAGGAGAGCAAGUUGAUCAUGGUAUAAUGUCACAUGUUGGUCUUUCAACUCUUCCUGACAAAUCUGGUAAAUAAAUUAGAUAUAUACA